AUCGCGAAACUCAUCACGAUCCCCUCUUCACAGCAGAGACACAGAAGACUGCUUCGUCAAGCUUCAGGCGUUCCGUCACAUUUUGUGGAUUGCGCUUGAAAGCAGACUCGGAAAUUGACGGUCUGGACCACUUACGAUGGCUGCAGAUCUUAUCGCCGAGCACGGCCUAGAAGGCCAAGAAGACCAAGACGACCUGCGAAACUAUGCAGGAUCCGUCUCGGAUGACGACGAUGCGCAAUUGCGAAACUUGGGAUACAAGUCAGUUCUCGAGCGAAGCUGGGGCGCAUUCGAUAAUUUUGCCUGUUCCUUCUCGGCUCUGUACUGCAUUGGAGGUAUUCGCGUGCUUUUCUACAUAUCGCUCAGUGCGGGCGGACCAGCUGCAAUGUGGAGUUCUUGGGUUUCCGGAAGUAUCCUCUCGAUCAUCACCGCAGCCACUCUUGCAGAGGCGUGCUCAGCCUACCCCGCGGCGGGGUCCAUUUACUACUGGGCAUUCAGAUCUUGGGGAGGUGGCCGACUGGGACGUUUUGUCUCGUUUCUCGUCGCCUCUUGGACACUGGUAGCAUGGACGUCCUUCCUGGCAUCUGACUCCUUCGGUGUCGCCAACUACCUGGUCUCGGAGGUAGUCGUGUUUAAUAAGGAUACGACCUUUCCGUAUGACGCUUCCGACGUCAAGGCACGAGCCGUGGCUUGGGCUUUCUCCCUGCUGUUCCUGGCUAUUGCUACCUCGCUGAAUUUCCUCCACCCUCGAUACUACUCUUGGGUGUUCCGUGCAGGCGUCAUUAUUAUCAUUAUCGAUAUGUUGCUGAACUUCAUUUGGUUGCCCAUUGGGGUGUCCAAGACGUAUGGAUUCCAGAGCGCGGAGUUCGUCUUCACGUCGACGUAUAACGGCGGUGGCACGAGCCCUGGUCUGAACUGGGUUCUGUCGUGGUUUAUGGUCUCGAGUUGCCUAGUCGGUGAAGACGCCUCUGGCCACGUCGCGGAGGAGACCGUCACUGCGAAGAAAGCUGCUGCCAAGGGCGUUUUCUGGGCAACCGUCUCAUCAGCACUCUGCGGGUUCCCAAUCAUUAUCGUCUUUCUGUUUUGCAUGCCGCCCAUCGAGACGUUCUACAACACCGGCGCGCCGCAACCGUUUAUCAACAUGUAUGCGAUGGCUCUCGGUCCGCAUGCGCAUGUGGUCAUGACUAUCGUCGCCAUGAUAGGUGCCAUUCUCAAUACUUCCAUCUCUAUUGUCGCGGUCUCCCGACUUGUCUUUGCCAUUGCACGUGAUUCAGUCUUCCCCUUCAGCGAUGUCCUCCGUCGAGUUUCGAAGGACAAGCAGCCUCACAACGCUGUCAUCUUCAUCUCGACAAUUGCGGCACUAUUGCUAUGCACUCAGUUGCCCUCGCAAGUCGCUUUCUCCAGUCUGACAUCGACUUCAGCGGCUGGUUCUAUUGCUGCGUAUGGACUGGUCGGUUUCGGCCGCGCCUUCGUGACGCGGAAGACGUUCCAGCCCAACUUCUGGGAUCUAGGACGAUUUGGAGUCAUCCUGGCUGUUGUGACGUUUCUCUGGAACGGUUUUUCCUUCGCUGUCCUGUGUUCGCCGCAGUACAGCGACAGUCAGAUUGACCAAGAUUCGGGUUUGUUCAACUAUGCAAUCGUGAUCAUGGGUGGUGUUUCUGUGAUUGCGAUUGAGGAGUGGUGGAGAAAGUCACAGAACGAUUGGUUCGGUCAUCUGAACAAGGUCGAGUCCAGUUCGCAGAUUACGAUACAGGAAACCCAGAUGGAGAAAACGAACCAACCUACUUCCGUGGCGGCUGCCGUUUAGAUUCGUUUUCGGAUUUUUAUUAUUUGGGACGCCACAAGCGA
This is a messenger RNA of Paecilomyces variotii, 1845 nucleotides long. RefSeq names its product amino acid/polyamine transporter I. Lineage: Eukaryota; Fungi; Ascomycota; Eurotiomycetes; Eurotiales; Thermoascaceae. Gene Ontology annotation, biological process: transmembrane transport. The transcript has 2 exons. Gene Ontology annotation, molecular function: transmembrane transporter activity. The record is from RefSeq and is a predicted model, not a curated record. The coding region runs from base 137 to 1804 and encodes 555 amino acids. Gene Ontology annotation, cellular component: membrane.